AUGCCCACCAUGCCCAACCAGGGCCGGCGCUCGCGCUCCACCACCUCGGCCAGUACUAAAGCAAGUCAACGCCCGCUCAGCCGUGCUUCGACCACCAGCCUGCAGUCCCAAACCACCCAGGAUCAGCAUAGCAACGACUUCCAGCAGCCGUAUCCCCAGCACGCUAUUGCCCAGCCUCAGCAACACAUGGGGCACCAAGCGCAAUCGCAUAUGCAGUAUGCUCCCGUCGACCAGAGCCUGCUGCAGGCCGCCCACUCCCUCGGCCACCAGGACAACAUGAUGAUGCUGCAGUACCAGCAGCAUGCCGCGCCGCAGAUGAUCCCCCAGCAUUCCCAGGAAACCUACGCCCACCCGCCGCCGAACCCGUACAUGCAUCUGCAGCAGCAAGCUUCCGACUAUGGCAACAGCAACCCGGCUGCUGCUGCCAGCGGCGCCGAGACCGACGACAAGAAGAAAAAGGGCGCCUCGGCCAGUGCCACCAACGACAAAGAGCUACGGGAGAUGCUCACUCGCGCGGACGGCAGGUCGCUGAAGGAGGUGGCAGAAGAGGUGCUCCGCACCGAGCGUACUUCCCGCGCCGAGAAAUCAAAACAGUUGUUUGCAAUGUUAUGGCUGAGACAAACAUGUAAGCAUGCGAAGACGUCAGUACCCAGGAAUCGUGUUUAUUCGCAAUACGCCGACCGCUGUGCAACGGAACGUGUUCAACCGCUCAACCCUGCCUCGUUCGGAAAGCUUGUGAGGGUCAUCUUCCCCGGCAUUGCUACCAGACGCUUGGGGGUUCGCGGCGAGUCCAAGUACCAUUAUGUCGACCUGGCUCUUGUGGAUGACCCGGUCGACGGCCAUGAGGUCGAGCGCGCAGGCAGUGCUCACAGCCAGGACUUUAGCCAUACCCGCCAGGGCUCUACGCACCUUUCUAUUGAUUUCAAUAACAUGCCAAGGCUACCGGCAGACACUGCCGUCUUCCCAGCUCAAGAGCAACCUACCGAGCCGCAACAGAAGUCCACGGAGACAGGGAGGCCGUCGUUUGGCCGCGCGUUUGCUGAACCUUACGUUCCUGGUUAUGGUAGCGCGAGGCAAACGUCAUCCACGUACGAGCAGCAACUCAAGUUCCCCCCGCCGGAUCAAGAAUCUUUCCAAGAGAACGACUCUAUUGAGCUCCCUAACAUUCACGACUACGUACCGCCUAAAACAGACAUUGAUGCUGCAAACGCGUUAACAGCUUUGUAUCGUACUCAUUGCACCUCCCUUGUGGAUUGCAUUCGCUUCUGCAAGGAGAAGCAAUUCUUCCGUUUGUUCACCUCGUUCCACGGCACGCUCACUGUGCCUGUUCAAAAGUUACUGGCGCACCCUUCCAUGGCAAUCUGGAUAAGAGAGUGUGAUUGGUUGAUGUACCAAAAGAUGAUCCGUUUUGUCUCGAGGCUUACUUUGCAAGUAACACCGCCCGUCGUUUUGAACUUUCUGAACAACAUCUCUCGGGAGUUGCAUAAGCACAUCAGCAAGACUUUCCAGGGACAUCCACUUCACGUUCUUGAGGCAAGGCUAGAGCCGGCGACCCUUUUUGCACAGUUGCUUCACCGUAUGCUUCGCGCAAACCAGGCAGCCCACGCUGCUGCCGCUCUGUUGAUGAUCGACCAAAAUCGGAAUCAGAUGUGGAUGGAUUGGGUCACCUAUGUCAACCCGAAACGAGUCAUGGAAAGCGAGUUGCCGAACUGCGGCUACGAGGAGACGUACAAGAUCCUCACCCAAGAUGUCCGGAGUCUGCUAUUGCCUCUUUCGACGCCUGUGUGGUUGGAAAACGGCACGCAUUACCAAGAGGCAGCGCUUCAGGCCGCACGGCAGCACGGCGAUUCCCCCAUCACAAAUGAAACGGUUAUUGAUCGACUGGCCAACUUCCUCUCCAACCUCGGCACCCGCUUCCCUAACGCCGAUGCUCGGACACUCCUCCACUGCAUUAGUGCCGUGGGUACUGCAGCUUGCCGGGAGAUUACGGUGGAGAACGGAGCUAGCUUCUCUCCUUGGUGGAUCACCAAAGUGUUUGUUGACGAGCUAAGUCUUUGGCUCGCAUCGUUGGGUGGGUUUCUGGCGCAUCGGGCGCCUGAGCGCAAGCGCAUGUCGUCUCAACUGUCACCGAUGGAGGGAUCGAUGGAAAACAGGGCGGAGAACGGAGGGGCUGUUCGCGGCAAUAGUCAGGAUGAGAGUCGGUUCAACAGUCUCGCGGCAGACUUUUCGGUGGAUACGAGCUUCAUGAGCUCGCAGGUCAAGGACGAGUCCGGUAAUGACAUGAAUGCCCGAAACGCUCAAGAGUCCUUCAACCAAAACAAAUUCCAGUCAUUCGGCAUGGACUUUGAAAACCAAGACCUCGAUGACAGCGGCAUCGGCAUGUCAUUGAUGGACGACAACAUCGGCACGUCGAAAGGCUACAUUGGCGCAGACGCGAGCAAUAACUUCACUCAUGGCGGAAUGAACGUCCGUUGA
This is a messenger RNA of Lasiodiplodia theobromae, 2475 nucleotides long. Its product is annotated as Cephalosporin c regulator 1 protein. NCBI's taxonomy places the organism in Eukaryota, Fungi, Ascomycota, Dothideomycetes, Botryosphaeriales, Botryosphaeriaceae. The coding region runs from base 1 to 2475 and encodes 824 amino acids. The transcript is spliced from 4 exons. Gene Ontology annotation, biological process: regulation of transcription by RNA polymerase II. Gene Ontology annotation, molecular function: RNA polymerase II cis-regulatory region sequence-specific DNA binding; DNA-binding transcription factor activity, RNA polymerase II-specific. The record is from RefSeq and is a predicted model, not a curated record.